This is a messenger RNA of Coccomyxa subellipsoidea C-169, 2397 nucleotides long. RefSeq names its product Thiamin diphosphate-binding protein. The annotation marks the transcript as partial. The transcript has 16 exons. Lineage: Eukaryota; Viridiplantae; Chlorophyta; Trebouxiophyceae; Coccomyxaceae. The record is from RefSeq and is a predicted model, not a curated record. Gene Ontology annotation, molecular function: thiamine pyrophosphate binding; 2-succinyl-5-enolpyruvyl-6-hydroxy-3-cyclohexene-1-carboxylic-acid synthase activity. Gene Ontology annotation, biological process: menaquinone biosynthetic process.
CUGCUGAGGCAGCCCUUGCCGCUUGUGGAUACGCCGAAUAUCAACCUUCUCUGGGCUCGCCUCAUGAUUGAGGAGCUUUGCCGCCUGGGGGCCUCCACCUUCUGCAUAGCUCCAGGCAUGCCCCAGACUCUGAUUAAUCUUUUUACUCCGCGCGCGCGAAUCGUGCCCUGCAUUGAUGAGCGCUCGCUGGCCUUCUGGGCCCUUGGCUACGGCCAGGCCACCGGGGAGCCUGCGGUGGUGAUCACUUCGUCGGGCACGGCGGUGGCGAAUCUGCUGCCGGCGGUGGUGGAGGCAUCGCACAGCGGCGUUCCCUUGCUGUUACUCACCGCCGACCGGCCGGGGGAGCUGCGCGACACCGGCGCCAACCAGACCAUCGACCAGGCACGCCCUUGCCACCCUUGUUGUGUGAUGUGCGCGCAGGUGAAGAUUUUUGGUGGGUACACGAGGUGGGCGGCGGACGUUCCGGCGCCGGAUGCGGCCAUGCCGGCGCGAAUGGCGCUGACGACGGUGGACGCUGCUUACAGGCACGCCACAGGAGACGGACCCGGCCCCGUGCACCUGAACCUGCAAUUCCGAGAGCCGCUCGCGCCCUCACAGACCCCCUGGCCCAGCUCUGCUCUCCAGGCAUGCUCCCCUCUUGCUCAAGGGCUGGAGAGGUGGGAAGGGUCAGGGCAGCCCUUCACAGCGCCGGUCGUCCUGGCUGGUGCCCAGAGAGGGCUGCUGGUGGUUGCCCAGAUGGGCCACCCUGAGGACUGCCUUGCUGCACUCAAGAUAGCCCGUUCCCUGGGCUGGCCGGUGGUUGCAGACGUCCUGUCGGGUGCGCCCGCUGUUUCUUGCAGCGGCACUGCCCUGGAUUUCGCUGGGACUUCUUUUGAUAGUCAGCACAAAGUACUCAUGCUUCUUAAGUGCACUUCCUUAGCCUGUCGCUGCGCUGUAAAUGCAGGGCUGCGAGUGGGAGCCUCAGGGCGCAGUGACGUGGCAUUGGUGCAUCACUUUGACCACCUGCUCCUGGACAAGGAUGCCUUAUGGCCUGCCCUGCGCCCAGACGUGGUGCUGCAGCUGGGCGGGCGGCUGGUGUCCAAGCGGGCUGCCCAGUUCCUGGAGUGGGCUGCCCAGCCCUGCUUGGAGGAGGGCAGGCCUGCUGCCAAGUGGAUGUUUGCUGCGGAUGCUGCCCAGCGCCAUGAUGCCUCGCACCUGCUGUCCCACCACAUCCAGAUGCCCCUUCCUGCUCUGGCCACCCUGGCUUAUUGGAAAGCUCUCCUGCAGGUGCAGAGUGCCGAGAAGGGCACUGACGUGACCCUUGAUGACAUUCACGUUGAGAGUGCUGUGGGCGGCUGCAUGGAUAGAAGUGGUGGUUACUCAGAGCUGGUUCGCACACUUGACGGCUGUGCUGCUGCGGAGAUCAAUGCCGCGCUGGAGGAGUUGCAGCCUCUCACCGAGCCGCAUGUCGCCAGAGAGCUUUCCAAAGUCCUGCCCACAGGGACAGGGCUGUUCCUGGGCAACAGCAUGCCCAUCAGGGACAUGGACAUGUACGCUGCUCCCAGCGACAGGCAGGACAAUCCCAGCCAGCAGGGCUCGGUGACGAGCUCGGGCAUCGGGGCGGCGGUGGCGGCGAAUCGCGGCGCGAGCGGUAUCGACGGUGUCAUGAGCGCGGCGGCCGGCUUUGCGUACGGCCUCAGCCGGGGCGCCACCCUGGUCGUGGGGGACAUCUCCUUCCUGCACGAUGUCAACGGCCUCAACCUGCUGCGCACAGGGGAGAUGCGGCCGCCGCUGACGGUGGUGCUGAUCAACAACGCUGGCGGCGGCAUCUUCAGCUUCCUGCCGAUUGCCGACCAGCUGCCGCCCGACACCUUCUCCCAGCUCUGGGCAACACCCCAGAACGUCGACCUGGCCGGCAUGUGCAGGGCGCAUGGCAUAGCGCACCAGAGGGUGACUGAGCGGGUAGACCUGCGAAAGGCUUUGCAAGCAGCCUGGGCGCUCAACAAGCAUUCUGUAGUGGAGGUGAUUACUAAGCGUGACAGCAACGUUGGCCACCACCGCUCCAUCCAGGAGCGCGUCAGGCAGUCCCUGCUGCGCGCGCUGCGCACCGUCAGCGCCCCGGCAGGUGCGCUCCACAUGCCUCUUCCAACACAUUCCUGUGCAUUUGGAAUUAGUAAGAGUAAUUUAAUAACUCUUGAACACUUCUAUCCAAGCGGGAGCUUGCUGGCCAAGGAACUCCGCGUUACAGCGGCGAGCUACCGGCGUUAUGGCCUGCCGCUCCUCAAGCCGCUGACGACGGAUUUUGACAGGAAGCUGCGCGGAGGCUUCCUGCUCCAGAUCAGCGUGGAGUCAGACAAUGGGGUUCACUUCACUGGCAUUGGGGAGAUUGCCCCCCUACCUGGUGCGGCCUCCUCUUAG